This is a messenger RNA of Lolium rigidum, 2814 nucleotides long. Its product is annotated as nucleolin-like. The transcript has 13 exons. Gene Ontology annotation, cellular component: nucleus. Gene Ontology annotation, molecular function: mRNA binding. Lineage: Eukaryota; Viridiplantae; Streptophyta; Magnoliopsida; Poales; Poaceae. The record is from RefSeq and is a predicted model, not a curated record. Bases 141 to 2498 code for a protein of 785 amino acids.
CAUCUAGCGCUUUCUCUCUCUCCGCGACCCGAAGGCCGCAGCUCCCGUCUCCAGCCAGCGCUAGGGUUUCGGUUCCCCGCACCGAUCUUCCGCGAGGGAGGGCACGAGCUGGUGUUUCUGGUUCUGACCUGACCUGGGAGAUGCCGCCCAAGUCGGCCAGGAGGGGCGGCGCCGCGGCGGCCAGGAAGGGGCCGGCGGCGAGGGGCAGGGCGGCCAAGGCGCAGCCGGCCGCGGAGGAGGCCGCGCCGGCCGUGGAGGAGGUCAAGGCCGCCGCGCCAGCCGCGGAGGAGGCCCCCAAGGUCGAGGAGCAGAAGCGGCAGCCGUCGCCGCCUCCGCCGCAGCCGCAGCAGCAGCAGCCGGCUGCUGAGGAGAAGGCGAAGCCGGAUGCCGUGGAGAACGGCGCAGCUCAUGAUGACGCAACCGUGAAAGAAACAUAUGAAGAAGAGGACAAAGGCGAGCGGCUGGAGUUUGAGGAUGAGCAAGAAUAUGAAGAGGAGGCUGUUGUAGACUAUGAUGAGAAGGAUUCAGAGCAGUACGAGGAGCAGUAUGAAGACGGCGAUGAAGGGCUGGAGUACACCGAAGACGUGGUUGAAGAGGAGACAGAUAUGGUGGAGGAGGAAUUGGAUGAUGGCGGGGAUGAUGGGGAGGGCGAGGAAUAUGAGAAUGCCGACGAGGAACAAAAUGUGGACGUGGAGGAUGACGACCAUCAUGAAAUGGUGAAAGCACAUCGUAAGCGCAAGGAGUUUGAAGUGUUUGUCGGUGGGCUAGAUAAAGAUGCAACAGAGAGCGACCUCAGGAAAGUUUUUAGUGAAGUUGGUGAAAUCACUGAAGUUCGUCUGAUGAUGAACCCUGUUACGAAGAAGAACAAAGGCUUUGCGUUCCUGCGAUUUGCUACUGUGGACCAAGCAAAGCGUGCUGUCUCAGAUCUCAAGAACCCGCUGGUACGAGGUAAACAAUGUGGUGUUGCUCCUAGUCAUGACAAUGAUACACUUUUUGUGGGCAAUAUCUGCAAAACAUGGACAAAAGAACAUUUGAAGGAUAAACUGAAGACCUAUGAGGUUGAGAAUUUUGACGACUUAAUAUUGGCUGAGGAUAGCAAUAACCCAGGGAUGAAUCGUGGGUACGCUUUACUUGAGUUUUCUACUCGCCCUGAAGCUAUGGAUGCUUUCAGGCGAUUGCAGAAGAGGGAUGUAGUCUUUGGAGUUGAUCGCAGUGCAAAGGUUUCCUUUGCCGAUUCCUACCCUGAAGUUGAUGAUGAAAUGAUGUCACAGGUCAGAGCUGUAUUUCUUGAUGGUCUUCCCCCCUCAUGGGAUGAAGAUCGUGUUAAGAAGUACCUUAAAAAGUAUGGAGCUAUUGAGAAAGUUGAACUUGCCCGAAACAUGCCUGCAGCCAAAAGGAAAGAUUUUGGGUUUGUUACUUUUGAUACGCACAAUAAUGCUGUUGCAUGCGUUGAUGGGAUAACUAAUUCUGAGAUUGGUGAAGGUGAUAACAAGGCAAAAGUGAGAGCCAGAUUGUCAAGGCCAAUGCAGAGACCUACUAGGAUGAAGCAUGGAUUAAGAGGAAAUUUCAGGAUUGGGCAGAGUGCUCCUCGUGGUGGCCGUUUUCCAUACACUCGCCCUCCUCCACGCCGGCCUCUGCCACGUCUUGUACGACCUGAUGUUAGUCGCUUACCUCCCAUCAGGAGCCGUCCACUGAAGAGGCCAGUAGAUAUCAGAGAUAGACGCCCUGUUAUGUCAAUUCCAGAGAGAGUGAGGCGCUUGCCUCCUCCAGAGAGAUCCUAUGAUAGAAGGCCCCCAGCUCCUGUUUACCCAAAGAGAAGUCCAAGGAGAGAAUAUGGAAGGCGUGAUGAUCUUCCUCCGCCAAGAAGCAGAGCUACCUUUGCUGACUACGCUCCAAGAGUUCCAGUAGAUAGGCGCCACUCAUACAGGGACGACUAUUCAUCCCGUGGAUCAGCUUAUUCAGACCUAGGUCCUCGUAGCGCUCCCCGUCUUUCCGACCGGCGAGCAUAUGCUGAUGACGAUUAUGUAGAGAAGAUUGAUCGGCCUUUGCCACCCUAUAGGGAGGGGCGUGGCCGUGAUUAUGAUACUAUUUCUGGUUCAAAACGCUCAUACGCUGAGAUGGAUGAUGUGCCUCCUCGGUAUCAUGACAUUAGUGUUCGCUCGUCCAAGGCACGCUUAGACUAUGAUGUUGGUGGCAGCAGUGCUCGGUAUGCAGAUGCAUAUACUGAGAGGCUUGGGCGCUCACAUGCGGGAUACAGUAGCAGCAGACCUGUUGCUGGUCAUGACACAGUGUAUAGCAGCAGCCGCCAUGGCAUGAGUUAUGGAGGUUCUGCAAACACUGGUGAUGCUGGUGGAAUGUACUCGUCAACUUAUAGUGCUGACUACAUGCCUCGUGGAUCUGAUGUUGGCGGGAGUUCAUAUUCGUCGCAUUACUCUGGUCGUAAUGCAGGUAGCGGCAGUGGCUACUUCGGUAGCAGUGGUUCUAGUUCGUAUUACUAGAUUUAGCACCAUAGGAGGUUGGUGCAGACCCUGGAUUGUAUGGAGCUCCUUAACUUAAGGCCUACGGAUCCGGACAAGUGGCAAGUGUGGGCAAUCAAAUAAGGCAUGCCUGAAGGAGCCAGAAACAUCGAGUUGGUUGAAGCAGUAAUCCUGUGGAUGUUCUGGCAUGUUUAUUUAAUGUAAGGCUUUGCGUUAGUUGGUCAAGAGUUGUGAACAAAUAGCCAGCUGUGGUGUGUUUACUUCCAGUGUUUCUAUAACAUUGUUGAGAGAUAUGGAUUGUUUGAAUAAGUAGUCUUUUUGAGGUUGUUUCCUACAA